Odontomachus brunneus is the source of this 1132-nucleotide messenger RNA. RefSeq names its product ribulose-phosphate 3-epimerase (gene Rpe). Gene Ontology annotation, molecular function: metal ion binding; D-ribulose-phosphate 3-epimerase activity. Gene Ontology annotation, biological process: carbohydrate metabolic process; pentose-phosphate shunt, non-oxidative branch; pentose-phosphate shunt. The coding region runs from base 275 to 943 and encodes 222 amino acids. The transcript has 5 exons. Gene Ontology annotation, cellular component: cytosol. The record is from RefSeq and is a predicted model, not a curated record. NCBI's taxonomy places the organism in Eukaryota, Metazoa, Arthropoda, Insecta, Hymenoptera, Formicidae.
UAGAGGCACUCACAGUUAAAGUGUGCUCAGCCAAGCAUUGAAACUGAAACUAAUUGUUACGACUAGACGUGUCCGAACAAGUUCGAAUCUAAUAUUUUUUUGGAACUUGUACUUCGGUUAGUAGAAAGAGCUAUUUGAGAAAGUCUGCAAGCUAAGUAAAAUAUAGUGAAGAAGAUCAUAGGUUAAAUAAGAUUCUGCUAAAAAAUUAUAUUAGACUUGUGUUUAUCCACGUAAUUUUGCCUUAAAGUAAAACUUCUCUAAUACUCGUCCAAAUAUGGCAAAACUUAGUGCAAAAAUCGGCCCUUCAAUUUUGAACGCCGACUUAGCACAGCUUUAUACGGAAUCGCAAAAAUUAUUGGAUAAUGGUGCAGAUUAUUUGCACUUGGACGUAAUGGAUGGUCACUUUGUACCUAAUCUUACGUUUGGUCAUCCCAUUGUAAAAUGUCUUCGUGGUAAAAUAAAAGAUGCUUUUUUCGAAACGCAUAUGAUGGUAUCUGAUCCAGGACAGUGGAUUGCACCUAUGGCUGAUGCAGGAGUAAAUCAAUAUACAUUUCAUGUUGAGCCAGUAAAAGAUGUUCCUCUGGUCUGUAGAAAAGUGAAAGAAGCAGGAAUGAAGGUUGGUGUGGCAUUCAAACCAGGAACACCUGUGGAUGUUGUUUGUGAUUAUGUAAAUUUUGUUGAUAUGAUCUUAGUGAUGACUGUGGAACCUGGUUUUGGUGGUCAGAAGUUUAUGGAGCCAAUGUUACAAAAAGUAGCAUGGUUGAGGGAAAAUUACCCUUUAUUGGACAUUGAAGUUGAUGGUGGAGUUGGACCUGCUACAAUUGCUUCUUGUGCAAAGGCUGGUGCUAAUAUGAUAGUGUCUGGUACAGCUAUUAUAGGUUCUACUGAUCAAGCCAAAGUGAUUACAUCUCUGCGAGAUACUGUAAAUACUUACAUUAAUUAAUUAUAUUAAUUAUUGGAAAUAUGACACUCAGGGUAAUGAUGACAAUUAAGAACUAUGCGAGUGCAAGUAUUAAAAAAAAAUAAUUAACUUAAAAAAAUGUAUAUUUAGAAAGAUUCAUGUAUUUUUUAAACAAUAUGGUAAUAUUUAACAUGAUUUUAGAAACAAGAUACAUUAAACCUGUUCUUUUAA